AGAAAAACCCUUAUUUCUGUUUCUUAUUUUAGCUUCGAGCUUAGUAUCAAUGGCGACUGCGAAAUCCACAAUAGAGCCUUGCUCCACUAAAGACACUUGUAACUCAUUGCUAGGUUACACGCUCUACACCGACCUCAAAGUCACAGAAGUCGCUUCUCUCUUCCAAGUAGACCCAGUCUCGAUGCUUCUCUCUAACUCCAUUGAUAUCUCUUACCCAGACGUCGAGAACCAUGUCCUUCCCGCUAAGCUCUUCCUCAAAAUCCCAAUCACUUGCUCCUGUGUCGACGGAAUUAGAAAAUCCCUUUCGACCCAUUACAAGACUCGUACUUCCGACACCUUAGGAUCGAUCGCUGACUCUGUUUACGGUGGUCUGGUCUCUCCGGAGCAGAUUCAGGUCGCGAAUUCGGAAACUGACCUUUCGGUUCUCGAUGUAGGUACAAGGCUUGUGAUUCCAUUGCCUUGCGCUUGCUUCAAUGGUACCGAUGAAUCUCUUCCGGCGCUUUAUCUAUCUUAUGUUGUGAGGGGAAUCGACACAAUGGCUGGAAUCGCAAAGAGAUUCUCGACCACUGUUACGGAUUUAACAAAUGUGAAUGCCAUGGGAGCUCCUGAUAUCAAUCCUGGUGAUAUCCUCGCUGUCCCAUUGCUAGCUUGUAGUUCAAAUUUUCCUAAAUACGCUACGGAUUACGGAUUGAUCAUUCCAAACGGAAGCUAUGCUCUCACUGCAGGCCACUGUGUACAAUGCAGCUGUGUUCUCGGAAGCCGCAGUAUGUAUUGUGAGCCUGCUUCUAUAUCAGUCUCUUGUUCCAGUAUGCGAUGUAGAAACAGCAACUACAUGCUCGGGAACAUCACUUCGCAGCAGAGUAGCUCGGGUUGUAAACUUACUACUUGUAGUUACAACGGUUUUGCUAGCGGCACUAUCUUGACCACGUUAUCCAUGUCUCUUCAACCUCGAUGCCCUGGACCGCAACAAUUAGCACCGCUUAUAGCCCCGCCUGAUACUGUUCCAAAGGAACUGAUGUAUCUACCUUCACCUUCACCUUCGCCCUCACCAGAGUUUGAUGAUAUUGUUGGUGGAGGAUCAUCUAUAGCCGCAGUCCCCGCGGCUUCACCCAGAGGACCUACGGUUUCUUCGAGCAGUUCAAUCCCGGGAAAUCCAGCAAAUGGUCCAGGCGGGAGUAUUUCUAUAGCUUCUUGCCCAUUGAGCUAUUACUCAUUCAUUGCGUUUCUCAUCUCCAUUGCUUCUUGCUUUUUUGUUUUCUUAGUUUGAAUGCAAGACAAUUUCAUUCUUGGCUUUUCUUUCUCUUUCUUUUUUAACUAUGAACACUACUUUGGUUUGUCAUUAUUAAAUUUGUAUCGAAACU
Messenger RNA from Arabidopsis arenosa, 1361 nucleotides. The record is from the annotation of a GenBank genome assembly. Lineage: Eukaryota; Viridiplantae; Streptophyta; Magnoliopsida; Brassicales; Brassicaceae.